AUGCCUCACAGACAAAUUAGUAUUGGCCAAAGCCCGCACCCUGCAUUGAGCAUUUACGGUACACCAAUUCCUCAUUUCGAAUACUGCUCCGCCAUACCAAUCAUACGCACCAGCGCGAUCAAUCCUGGGCACUUUUGGCAUUCCCUCAGCUUGAAGAAGACAAGACUCCCAGAAGAACAAGAACAAGAAGAAUACCUGUUACAGCUUGUUGCCAGGGUUCUAGAAGGGAUAAAGUGCAUCCAGGGCGUUCAGGUCAACGCGAACUGUGAUGGGCGGAUGGGUCUCCAAGAGGAGCUUCGACGGGCUUUGAUUUCCGGGAAAGGAUCCUCCAGUGCCUCUUCAGAGCAGCUAGAAGCCCACUUACGCAGUUUGGAUCAGCCUGCAGCAAUGGUAGGGAACAAGGGUGCCGCAGCUGGCUACUCAAAUGCGACCAAAGGGACACCACGAGCUGUUUUGCCCCUAGUUGAUGAUUCGAAGGCUUUCAAUCUCCAGCGAGGUUACAUCAGCUAG
Messenger RNA from Trichoderma asperellum CBS 433.97, 510 nucleotides. Lineage: Eukaryota; Fungi; Ascomycota; Sordariomycetes; Hypocreales; Hypocreaceae. The record is from RefSeq and is a predicted model, not a curated record.